AUGUCAAUCAAGAAGGCGAAAGGCUCGUGGCUGAGCUGGCUGAGCAGGUCAGGAAAGAACGACUUGCGAAAGAAGAAGCUGAACAACGUGCGAAAAGAGAGCAAGGGAAUUCUCGAAGAAAGCACAAGAAAGAGAUGCGAGAAGCAGAGCUUCGAGCGAAACAGGAAGCCGAGCAUCGGGCGAGGCAAGAAGCAGAGCAUCGUGCAAGGCAAGAAGCAGACUACUGGGCGAGACAAGGAGCAGAGUAUUGGGCAAGACAAGCAGCAGAGCAUUACGCAAGACAAGCGGCAGAGCAUCACGCAAGACAAGCAGCAGAGCAUUACGCAAGACAAGAAGCAGAGCAGCAUGCCAGACAAGAAAUAG
Molecule: messenger RNA, 363 nt
Organism: Alternaria ventricosa
Lineage: Eukaryota; Fungi; Ascomycota; Dothideomycetes; Pleosporales; Pleosporaceae
Exons: 2
Coding region: 1-363 (120 amino acids)
Source: RefSeq, a predicted model, not a curated record